UUCUAGCCUACUACUGUCUAAACUCAAUGGUUCUCUGCGCCGCGCCGGCCGCUCUAGCCGCCUCCGGCUCUCGCGCUCUGGUUUCCGGCUUCGCUCUGGCUGAAGGCUCUGGCUCCCGGACGCGCUCCGCACGCGGAGAGGAGAGUGGCCUCCGCGACCCUGCGCUCCAGACCCGCAUGUUCGAGGAGCCUGAGUGGGCCGAGGCGGCCCCAGCAGCCUUGGGCCUAGGGGCUGUGACCUCACAGCCUUGGCCCGCAGCAGCCUCUCAAAGCAAGGGCUCCAAGCAUCGCCAGCUCCUAGCUACAUUACGGGCCCUAGAGGCAGCAUCUCUUUCCCAGCAACCCCCUAGCCUACCUAGCAGUGACUCUGAGGAGGAGGAGGUAGAAAGAAUAAAGAAACGCCCCAAAAACCCAUCAUUUGCCAGUGCCUCUGCUGAAGUAGGGGAGAAAAGGAAGAAGAAAUGUCAAAAACAGAGCCUGAGUGCCUCUGAGGAAAGGGAAGUGGAAAGGAAGAAGUGUCAUAAACGGGCUCUUCUUGGCAAUGACUCUGCUGAAGAAGAGAACAAAAAGAGGAAACACCAGAAACAUGCCCUUUCAAACCCAGCCCAGCACCUGGACAGUGUUGACCAUUCAGGUCCCAAAGCCUGGAAGAGUAGUGCUACAAAGGACCCACCCAAGCCAAACCUUGAGUCCAUUUCCCCUAAACCCCCCCAUACCCUGAGCCGCAAGCAGUGGCGGAACCGACAGAAGAACAAGCGGAGACACAAUAACAAGUUUCGGCCACCUCAGGUGGCAGACCAGACUGCAGCCCAGGCCCCCGCAGAGGAGACAGAUGUGCCUCCUUCCCACAGGGCAGACAGCCAUGAGGCUCGUGCUGGGGCUCUGCGAACCCGCAUGGCACAGCGGCUGGAUGGGGCCCGAUUUCGCUACCUCAAUGAACAGCUGUACUCAGGGCCCAGCAGUGCUGCACAACGUCUCUUCCAGGAAGACCCUGAGGCUUUUCUUCUUUACCACCGCGGUUUCCAGAGCCAAGUGAAGAAGUGGCCACUGCAGCCGGUGGACCGCAUUGCCAAGGAUCUUCGCCAGCGGCCUACGUCGCUAGUGGUGGCUGACUUUGGCUGUGGGGAUUGCCGCCUGGCUUCAAGUAUCCGGAAUCCUGUACACUGCUUUGACUUGGCCUCUUUGGACCCCAGGGUCACUGUGUGUGACAUGGCCCAGGUGCCUCUGGAGGAUGAGUCUGUGGAUGUGGCUGUGUUUUGCCUUUCAUUGAUGGGAACCAACAUCAGAGACUUUCUAGAGGAGGCAAAUCGAGUGCUGAAGCCAGGGGGUCUCUUGAAAGUGGCCGAGGUCAGCAGCCGCUUUGAGGAUGUUCGGGUUUUUCUAGGGGCAGUGUCCAAGCUGGGCUUCAAGGUCAUCUCCAAGGACCUGACAAACAGCCACUUCUUCUUGUUUGAUUUUCAAAAAACUGGGCCCCCUCGGGUAGGGCCCAAUGCUCAACUCUCAGGCCUGAAGCUUCAGCCAUGUCUCUACAAGCGCAGGUGACCUCUGGAUCUCCCUUGAAAGGGAAGACAGAACUUGAACUUCAGGGUCAGAAGUCUAAAGACCAUGAGCCACAACCUGGUACUACCCUUUCUCCACCCCAAGAACAACGUGUGGUAAAACCCCUGGCUCAGCCCUGCUUUACUGAAGGCUUCUUGGUUACAGGAAGCAUAAAGUCACUUGGGUGAGGUAAAGAAUAAGGAGUUUAUUGUGAGAACGUGGGGAUAUCUAGGAAUCACCUUAGGUGUCAUGAAAACUAGAUGGUUUGUAAUUUAAAGCACCUCUGGGUUUGGCUUCUCUUUCCAUCUCAAAAGCCACAUGGCCUUUCUGUCCUGGCAUCUCUGCUCUCUUCUGAUCUGCCUGCAGAACAGCUUCCUCUGCUCACCCGUAGCUUCUGCUCCUGCAGCUUCAGUCUGCCCAGGCCUUCAAGGCUGCACAAAGGUAGCUGUUGCUUCUUGGCUCUGGGGCAACUGGUAGUCCAUCAACAUCCUGACUCAGCACGUCAAUGUGAGCUACCAGGUCAAGACUUGGGAUGUCCCUGUACUAAGCAUUUCUAGUGGUUCAUCUUUCCCCUCUGUCCUCAUCUCCAUCUUUAGAGUCAUGUACACCAAACCACUCCCACCACCUAUUGUCUUGUGGGACCUUGGGGUAUAUGUGGCUAAUAGCAUAGAUCUUGGAAUCAUGUAGAGCUGGAUUCAAAUCCUGGCCUACCACUUCGAGCUGGGAGUCAUUUAAUCUCUGAAUAUCACAUUCCUUUUUUGGAAAAUGGCAGAGUUCCUGUCUUACAGGGCUGGUGUGUGGGUUAACUGAGGAAAUCCAUAGCCAGGGCUGGGAACAUGGGAGAUGUUCAAUAAACUUGCUGUGGCUUUCUUGUGUCAUUAGCCUUACUGUUCUUUGAAGACCUUUCCUAGGCUCGUUGGAAGUUGAAUGGUAAAGAAUAGAUUUGUUGACUAAGAUGGGGAGACCUCAGGACAGGCCUUUCAACAGGCUUAUUUCUUAGGAUAUUUUAGAGACUCUUAGUCUCUGAAAUUCUGAACUGUCCUUGGAAGGGGUAGUGAGGGAGCUGGGUCUCUGUUCAUAAACAACUGAUUAAUGCCAUGUGGGAGUGGGAGGUUGGGCUGUUCAUUGGCAGGAGGGUCUGUCCGUUGUUUCUGCCUGUUUUCUUUCUUAUGCUCAGCAGGACAGCUGGGGUCUCCCUUCCUUCCUCCCAUACUUAAAAUUUGGAUUCUCCCUUUGCCUGUUCUGGCUCAGGCCACCUGAGUAAACAUCUCUCUGAAUCUGAUGCAGGCCCCAGGCCUUCCUAGCAGCCCCUGUAAGUCACCCUGAUUCUGAAAGCAGAACUCUCCUGAGCUUUAUCUGGGUCCUUCCUGCUCCAUCAUUGGCUUCAGGACAAGCUCUUGUUCGAGUCCAUGCCUGGACUUCAAUGUCUAACGUUAAGAGCCUAGGCAGAAGAGAGAAAAAAAGUAUAUUUCCUUAAGAAAUAACAGCAUGCCCUCUGUUUAAGGAACAAUGAGACCAGUGUGGCUAGAACAGAUUGAGGCAGAGGCAAGAGUAGUAGGAGGUAAGUGGGAGUGGGAAGGGGUUGUUCCCACACUGAAAGGCAGGGGCUUUCAAACUUCAGAUGCCUUAGAAUCACCUGGAAGACUCUUUACAAUGUAAAUUUCUAAGCCCUCUCCCAGAGUUCCUGAUUUGGUAGAUCAGGGUAGAGCCCCAGAAUUUCUUUUCUGGUUGCUUUUUCUUAGUGAAGCAGGAAGCAAAUUUAUCAGUUGAGAGUGAGAAUGGGGAAGAGCUCGGGGUUUUGAGGAGAGGAGAAUGUGAAUAUUGUUUCUAGGAGAAGGAAUGCAUGAAAUAACGAAAUAUAGUAUGAUUGCUGACAGCAUUCAUAGCACACAUAAGGUUCAGGGUCAUAAAGUAAAGAGGAUGGUUGAGAUGGGAGGAGACUGGUACAAGAUUGCCUAGCAGAGAGCUUGUUAUUCUGAGACAGCUGGGCUGUCAGAACCCAACCCCCUCCUUUGGGGGAGAGGGCAGGUUUGUGCCCUCUCACCUCAAAUCUAGUUGGGGAUUCCACUGGGAUCAUUUGGAAAACUGGAGGUGUUUAUUCCUACAGCUAAGGAAUGCUGAGCCUGGAGUCUUGACUCCUGCCCUGGGAAUGUAGAGGGCAAGCAGAGUCUCACUAACUGGUUCAACAGUGGAGCCAGGGGAGUGCUGCUACUUUUGCAAUGGCCUGCAUUUCUAGAAUUUGUCCUGGCAAAUGAUGCAUGAGUGUAUCCUCUGCACACCUUGCAGGAGAGGGGGGAGUGUGGGAUGGUCUUGGGUCCUGUCCAGUAGGACCAUUGAAGAGGCAAGGAGACCUGAGCACAAUGAAGCUAGGAAGGCUGAGGAGGGAGCUGCAUCCACCAGGGUCAAGGGAACUGCAGAGAGGGGACAACAGAGAUUCCCCCUUUAAAUACCUGCCAGGCCCGUAGGGCAUGGAACUGCCAAGUCAAGCCAGACUGUUUUAUCCUCCUACAUUUCUUCUCAGAGCCCAUAGCAGCAAUUAGGUGGUAAGAAGAGCAAAGAGCAUACAGAUCACUCCUCUCUUCUCUAGUGUAGGCUGCUUGACUUAGAUGGGGUGGAGCUGGGAGGAGAAAAUGUUUAAAGCUACAACAGGUGCAGAUUAUUUAUUGUUACACAAGAUUAGAUAUUCUAAUUAGUUAAUUAAGAUUAUGUUUAUGCUUUAAACUGAUCAUAGGACUAUCAUUAAUUAAGAAUGUCACAGGCUUGCUGCAGCUUUUCUCCAGCAGGGAAGAAAUACACCUCAAUGAAGUUUGAGGAGUGGUAAGAGAGAAAAAUAAAGAGUUGGGUUUGGAUGUCAAUCUAUGCCUUGAGCUCGUUCAGCAUCCCUUUUAGAGGUCUCCAAGUAAACACUUAAUUGCUUCUGCAGUUAUUGGUGUGCUCCAACUUCUCUUCCCGUAAUACAGUCCUAAGGGAACACAGUUCCAAAAGAAACGACAUGAUCUUGGCAGAGACACAGCUCAGCUCCAAACACUGAGCCAUUUACGUAAUUGCACAAAACUCUCUACAGCUUUUCACAGACAGAGACCAGUAGUUAGAACCUUUCAUCCCUGGGUCGUCCUCUUUCCCAGGUGACUUUUCUGACCAGCCACCUGUUUCUGGGAUAUUCGACUCCUGCAGUAACUGCUUUGUUGGUUUCAUUGCUUUUACUCCUGUCCCCAAAGCAAUUAAUUUUCCACACAGCCAAGUGAUCUUUUUAAAAUGUAAAUCAGAUUAUAUCACUUCUCUGCCUAAAAUCCUUCAAUGGAUUCUCAUUGCCCCAAGAACAAAAGACAGACUCCUUCCCAGGCCCUACGUGAUCUUGCCCAGGCCUCCACCUCCAGUUGCAUCUUAACCCACUCCUGUCCUCUCACAAAACUCCAGCAACGCAGGCUUUUUAUUCCUUAGGGAUUUCAAGCCAUUUCUACUUUUACACAUGCUGCUCUGUCUUCCUAGAAUACUCUUCCCCAGUGAGCUCAUUUUCAUCUUCCAGAUCUUUACAGCAGCAUCACCUUUUCUUCUAUGGAAGAAAAUGGCCAUUUGCUCACCAAAAUGUUCUCCACAUUUGGAAACUACAUUUCCCAGCUCCAUGCAUCUAGGUAGGGCUGUGUUAAUAGUUCUCACCAAUGGAAAGUGAGCAGAAGUGAUAUUUUAGUACCUGACCAAGACCAGUUAAAGGGUAGUUGAGCCUUUUCCAUGUUCUCCCACUCCCUCCUCUACCUGCUAAGGUGACCUUGAAGCACAUGGUUUGAAGGUAAUAGUCAUAGCAUGGAAGAAGUCUGGAUACCUAAAUCACUACUUGGAGAAUAGCUUUGUGACCAGGAACAUCCACAUUGGCCUUUGAACAAGAAAUACACUUCUGUUGUGUUCAGUGUAGUGCAUUUGGGGGUGUUGCAGUGGUUGUCACUUUAUACCCUGGAUAUAUCUUCUAUGGACAUCCUAUCCACCUUACUCUUGACCUCAGAACCCUCUUUGCUUCCUUCAGGGUGCUUCAAACAUUUGAUGAUCUAUCCAGGUGCCAGUCAGCAUUUUCUACUUGUCCCAUGAAUUUAAAAUUGGAAAAAUACAUCAUUUUGAUUGUGAGCUCUCCAAAAAAAAUCCUACUAAAGAAUGCUUUAAACAGAUUAGAUAUUUUUUUUUCUCAUGUAACAAGAAGCCUGAAGGUAGGUGACUUGGCAUUGGUUCAGAAGCUCAAGGAGGUUAGGAGGAGGUCUCUGUGAUUCACUUGGUCUCUUGAUUCUCAUGGUCAUAAGAUGGUAUGUUCUUAACUAAGCAGAGAUACCCUACUUACUAGUAGACUUCUUGGGAGUCUCCCUGAUUGCCACAGCUCCUAUCUUUUUGGCUUCUCUUCAAGGGUCCUUCUACAUUGUUAGUAUGUUCAUAUAUAAAUGUGUUCCAUUAUUCCCUAUAACUUAACUGAGAUCAAUCUAAAAUAUGAACAUUUUAAACGUUUUUCUUCCCCCUGCCUUUCCACAUCUCAGGGACCUUUCAGCAACUCAUCCAAUCCAAAGCUGCUCUUUUGCCAGUUCAGUGGGGUGGGGGAACAUGAACUGUUUCUUUGACUCAUUCUUUACUUCCUCUGUCUCUUCUAGGAUUGGAAUGGGGGAGGGUGUGUUAGAGGGAGAAAGACUAAACUUACGUGGUUAAUGUAUAUAUCAUUGGUGUGUUAUAUCAAGACAUUGUUUAAAUGUUGACUCUUGUGUGAGGCGUUGGGGUUCUCUGGAGCAGGAGCUUGUGCACUGACUUUGGUUGUCUCCUUGUGAUACACAUCCCACGCUGCCCUCAGCUCCUGAGCUCCUGACCCUGAUAGUGCCUCCUAGUGCUGAAGUGCUCCAUCCUAGCAGAUAGCCCUCCUAGGAGAGGUCCCAGCAAAUCCUCAAGACUGGUUACCUUUUAAGGAACCCACAGGAAACUCAUACAUGUCUGUCAUGCCAAAUGUGGAAGUACAGCCCAGCCAGCAGCUGGCUUUUCUCUCCCUGCCCUGCACCAGCCAGCCUGUUUCUGACUUCUCCAUGUGAGAAUUAAGCACCAGUCUGUACUCAUAUGGCUCCAAAUCCUCAUAAGUGAUUCAAGUUAUGUUCUCCCAAGAAUCCUCCACCCCAGACUUCACCCCAGUGGCCAGGUGGAGAUGGGUCUGUAAGUUUCUGAGCUUAGAAAGCCUCUUGCUAGAUGAUGUAAUGCUGAAUGAAUGUAAUGUCUCCCUCCUGUGGGAAUAUAAAAUGUCUACAAAUGG
Molecule: messenger RNA, 6804 nt
Organism: Lemur catta (Ring-tailed lemur)
Lineage: Eukaryota; Metazoa; Chordata; Mammalia; Primates; Lemuridae
Gene: RRP8
Product: ribosomal RNA processing 8
Exons: 7
Coding region: 27-1541 (504 amino acids)
Biological process (GO): regulation of transcription by glucose; cellular response to glucose starvation; rDNA heterochromatin formation
Cellular component (GO): rDNA heterochromatin; chromatin silencing complex; nucleolus
Molecular function (GO): methyltransferase activity
Source: RefSeq, a predicted model, not a curated record